UGGUGCUGAGUCCCUCCGUCCCCGUCAGGAGUUGGGUGAUAACUCAGCAGUUAUGUCAUUAGGUGUGCGGGCACCUCAGCUGUGAAAGCUGUCAGCAGCGUUAUGUUCCCCGCUGCAGACCUGCCCGCCUCCUGUGCGCGUGCCACGGCGUCCCACAGCCUCGUUUCCUCGCUCCAUCUGCAUCCUUCACUUUGUCUAAUCAAAGAGUUCGUCUGCCGCGCGUCACUUUGCCCGCAGCUUCUCAUCUGCGUAGGCUGACAAAAGAAAAACUCUUCUCCACCUCCAACAUGCACCUGAAAAGGUGAGGUGGGCAUCCGCACAAGGGGAGGUUAUCCACAAGAGCGCGUCUUUGACUCCGGGUGUCCACUCCUCUUUGGGCACAUCACCCUCCGAUGCAAUUAACCCAGGAAGACGACUUAGAGAAGGGGGACUCAACGCCGAGCACCGCAGCUCUCCAGUCCGACGGCAGCGCCGGAUCUCCGGCCAAAAUGUGCAGUGAAUGUUACGUGAAUCAGACAUUUGUGAACGACGAUGGGACCGUGAACGAGCACAAGCCACGCUCCUCUCCAGCGCCACUCCAGACCGGCAUCAUCAUCGGCGGCAGCAGCAGCAGCAGCAGCGGGGUUAUCUUAGACAUCUCCACUCUUAAGAUGGAGCAGCAGGAGAGCGAGGUGCCUCCGCUGCCGCCCCGUUUCCGCUUCAGAGACCUGCUCCUCGGGGACCAGAGCUUCCAGAACGAUGACAGGGUGCAGGUAGAGUUUUACGUGAACGAAAACACCUUCAAGGAGCGUCUGAAGCUUUUCUUCAUCAAAAACCAACGAUCAAGUCUGAGGAUUCGCGUGUUCAACUUCUGCCUGAAGCUGCUCACCUGCCUGCUGUACAUGAUCCGAGUGGUGACGGACAACCCGGCUCAGGGCGCCUCCGCCAGUCACAGCGCAGGACAGCAAAACGCCCCCAGUGGCAACAGCAAAUGUGUCGACUGCCAGUGGAACGGAUCAGUGCAGGACAGAGAAAUUAACUGGGAGCUGAUCUUCUGGGUGGACAGAAAGGUUCCCGUGUGGGCAAUUCAGGUGAUCGUGGCCAUCAUUAGUUUCCUGGAGACGAUGUUACUGAUGUAUCUGAGCUACAAGGGGAACAUUUGGGAGCAGAUAUUCCAGGUGUCUUUUCUUCUGGAGAUGAUCAACACGGUUCCCUUCAUCAUCACGAUCUUCUGGCCCUCCAUAAGGAACAUCUUCAUCCCCGUGUUUCUCAACUGCUGGCUGGCCAAGUGUGCUUUGGAGAACAUGAUCAAUGAUGUCCACAGAGCAAUCCAGAGGACCAACUCGGCCAUGUUCAACCAGGUCCUCAUUCUGAUCUGCACCCUGCUCUGCCUGGUCUUCACCGGCACCUGUGGAAUCCAGCACCUGGAGCGGGCAGGCAAAAACCUUUCCCUCUUCAAUUCUUUCUACUUCUGCAUCGUCACCUUCUCCACCGUGGGCUUCGGGGACGUCACGCCCCGCAUAUGGCCCUCCCAGCUGCUGGUGGUCAUCAUGAUCUGUGUGGCUCUGGUGGUGCUGCCUCUGCAGUUCGAGGAGCUGAUGUACCUGUGGAUGGAGAGACAGAAGUCUGGAGGGAAUUACAGCCGCCACAGAGCACAGACAGAGAAACAUGUAGUGCUUUGUGUCAGCGCACUAAAGAUUGACCUGCUCAUGGAUUUUCUAAAUGAAUUCUACGCCCAUCCCAGACUUCAGGAUUACUAUGUGGUCAUCCUGUGUCCGACUGAAAUGGACCUCCAGGUGCGGAGGGUGCUGCAGAUCCCCCUGUGGUCUCAAAGGGUCAUCUAUCUGCAAGGAUCUGUUCUCAAAGACCAGGAUCUGCUAAGAGCCAAAAUGGAUGACGCGGAGGCUUGUUUCAUUUUAAGCAGCCGUAAUGAGGUGGAUCGCAUGGCUGCGGACCAUCAGACCAUCCUGAGAGCCUGGGCAGUGAAGGACUUUGCUCCAAACUGCCCUCUUUAUGUGCAAAUACUCAAACCUGAAAAUAAAUUCCAUGUCAAAUUUGCAGAUCAUGUUGUGUGUGAGGAGGAGUUCAAGUACGCCAUGUUGGCUCUCAACUGUGUGUGUCCUGCCACCUCCACCUUGGUCACGCUCCUCGUACACACCUCCCGCGGACGAGAAGGACAGCAGUCUCCCGAGCAGUGGCAGAGGAUGUACGGGUGUUGCUCCGGCAACGAGGUCUACCACAUCAGACUGUGUGACAGCAAGUUCUUUGGAGAGUAUAAUGGCAAAAGCUUCACAUACGCUUCCUUUCAUGCUCACAAGAAGUACGGCGUGUGUCUGAUCGGCAUAAAGAGGGAGGACAACAAGAGCAUCCUGCUGAACCCUGGCCCGCGCCACAUCAUGGCUGCCACGGACACCUGCUACUACAUCAACAUCACCAAGGAGGAGAACUCCGCCUUCAUCUUCAACCAGGAGGAGCGGAAGGGCCGCACUGCCGGGGGGAUCUAUGACGGGCCCUCACAGCUCCCAGUGCACAGCAUCAUCGCCAGCAUGGGCACUGUGGCCAUGGAUCUUCAGAACACGAGUCCACCUGAGGGGUCAGGCGGUAAACUGGUCCCGCCGACGGUGAAUGGAACAGGGGCGCGUCGGCCGAGCAUCGCUCCGGUUCAGGAGAUCGCCGACUCCUCCUCAAUUCUGCCAUGUGAUCUCCUCGGUGACCAAUCAGAGGAUGACUCCGUCUUCACAGAUGAGAAAGGCCCCUCAUCUACCGAGUACGUGAAAGGUUAUCCCCCGAACUCUCCGUACAUUGGAAGCUCGCCCACCUUGUGCCAUCUGUUGGCUGAAAAAGCCCCGUUUUGCUGCCUACGACUCGACCAGGGUUGCACGCACAACAGUUUCGAGGACGCCAAGGCUUAUGGUUUUAAAAACAAGCUCAUCAUUGUGUCUGCCGAGACUGCAGGGAACGGUCUCUAUAACUUCAUUGUGCCUCUCAGAGCUUAUUACAGAUCCAGGAAAGAGCUCAACCCCAUUGUCUUGCUGCUGGAUAAUCCGCCAGAUAAUCACUUUCUGGAGGCCAUCUGCUGUUUUCCUAUGGUCUACUACAUGGCUGGGACCAUAGACAAUCUGGACAGCCUGCUGCAGUGUGGCAUUAUCUACGCCGAUAAUUUGGUUGUUGUAGAUAAAGAGAGUACAAUGAGUGCCGAGGAGGACUACAUGGCCGACGCCAAAACUAUUGUCAACGUCCAGACGAUGUUCAGGCUGUUUCCCAGUCUGAGUAUCAUCACAGAGCUUACUCACCCAUCCAACAUGAGAUUCAUGCAGUUCAGAGCAAAGGACUGCUACUCGCUGGCCCUCUCCAAGCUGGAGAAGAAAGAGCGAGAUAAAGGCUCCAACUUGGCCUUCAUGUUUCGCCUACCCUUCGCUGCAGGCAGGGUGUUCAGUAUCAGCAUGCUGGACACCCUGCUGUAUCAGUCUUUCGUGAAGGACUACAUGAUCCUUAUUGCAAGGCUGCUGCUGGGGCUGGACACGACUCCGGGAUCGGGAUACCUCUGUGCUAUGAAAGUGACCGAGGAGGAUCUGUGGAUCAGCACUUACGGCAGGCUCUUCCAGAAACUCUGCUCCUCUAGUGCCGAAAUUCCCAUCGGGAUCUAUCGGACAGAAUCCCACAUUUUCGCGACUUCUGAGUCACAGGUGUCAGUCAGUGUGGACGACUGCGAGGACACUAAGGAGAGGGCGGACGAGUCUCGCAGCAAUGACCAGUCGGAUCACCCGCUGCUGAGGAAGAAGAGCAUGCAGUGGGCCCGGCGUCUGAGUAAGAAAAGCGUGAGGUGGCAGGGAGUGAGCCGGGACUCGAGCAAGGACCACUCCCAGCGCAUCGCUCAGCAGCGCCUCAACCUGUACCGGCGCUCUGAGAGGGAGGAGCUGUCGGAGCUCGUCCGCAACCGCAUGAGGCAUCUGGGCCUCCCCACCUCUGGAUACGAAGACCUAACUAAUCUGACGGCCAGUGACGUCAUGAACAGAGUCAAUCUGGGAUACCUGCAAGAUGAGCAGAAUGAUCACCAGAACACUCUGUCCUACGUCCUGAUAAACCCUUCCCCCGACACCAGGCUGGAGCUCAAUGAUGUUGUGUACUUGAUUCGCCCAGACCCUCUGGCCCACGUCCCAGAGGAGCCUCCGCUGCACAGCAGCAGCCUGAAGGAGAGACGCGAGUCCAGCGUAGACACCAAAGAGGACACCCAGCUCUGAGAGCAUUGCUGACCUUCACUGGUUCCCUCCUCCCAAAUCUCCCUCUUCGGCUGUCAUGUCCACGCAGGUCCAGUCUGAAAGAGGACAGUUUGUGCUACAAUGUUCCAGCACUGCAGUGUGCAACUGUAUUAUAUGAGUGCCUACUGUUUGGCAGAUGGCGUCUGACAUGUCAUCUGUGACGUUUUCAUUUUCUUGGCCUCAGACACUGUAUGGAAGAAUAGUGUAUGUGUCUCUGUGGAAGCUCUCUCAGAUAAGCAUUUAGCCCACCUGGAAGGAUUUCAGUCAGGUCCAUCACACCUGCUGUUUUGAAUCUGGUUAAUCUGAUUUGCCAAGAGAGAAAGAAGUAGGAACAACACUCUUGUGAUUUUUAAUGAAUUUCUGAGUGAAUUCUGUGUUUCUGUGCUCGUUUGAGUUGUGUCUCCCUCAGGAAAAGUCAAACACUGACAUCAGAGGUUAGCGACCCAGGAUUCAUCCAUCUUUUGACUUUUUGAAAUGACAGGAAAUUACAUACAGUGUAUCCAGAAAGUAUUCACACCGCUUCGCUUUUUGCACAUUUCGUUAUGUUACUGUCUCAUUCCAGAAUGAAUUAAAUUCAUU
Messenger RNA from Scatophagus argus, 4817 nucleotides. RefSeq names its product potassium sodium-activated channel subfamily T member 1a (gene kcnt1a). The record is from RefSeq and is a predicted model, not a curated record. The transcript is spliced from 31 exons. Gene Ontology annotation, molecular function: intracellular sodium-activated potassium channel activity. Gene Ontology annotation, cellular component: membrane. Lineage: Eukaryota; Metazoa; Chordata; Actinopteri; Scatophagidae. The coding region runs from base 393 to 4220 and encodes 1275 amino acids. Gene Ontology annotation, biological process: potassium ion transport.